UCGCAAUCAGUCAGUCAAUCUGGGAGCGGUCGUGGUGGGUUCCUCAUGCAGUUGGGCGUCAGGUUGAGCUCGUCCGUCAGUGCAGGCCCUUGGCGGGAAUAGCACUCGACCCUGCUAAACGCCUAACAAGCGGAUGACAUACUUUGAACGUCUCACGUCUUCUCGGCCGCAGCGGUUGACAGGGCCAUGGUCCACAGAGCGGCUCACCACAGGCACCUCGUGCGUUAACCGCACAGGAGAGCAACAUGAUCUCAACACGGACGCCAAACAGAGGGAAAUGGUCGCCGACCAAGGCGGCACGGUACAAGAUAUCACGGAUCAGAUCCGAUGCUCCACGACUGCGCCGCACGUAAAGCUAGGGAUAAUACUAUGUUCCCCUUUUUUGCGACCUUGUUGUUUGCCGUUUACCAAGAGAAGAAAAGUAAGGGCUUGCGUUUUCGGAUCUGUUUACUCAUGGCCAAGUGCCGAUCUCGAGAUCCGAAGCGGAAGGGGUACGAUGCUACGUAGGCUAUGCUGCGUUUGUCAAUUUGAUUUCACUGGACAGGCCAAACCCACCUGUUAUUUAAUCAAAAUGGCUCUUUUGUAGCUGCAAUUGCAGCCCUCUCUCUCUACCCCGGGUUUUCUUUUCUGUUUCAUUUUCAAGCACACUUGGAAGCAACGUCUGAUCAUAUGUUGGAAAAGGCCAUCUGCCAUCAUGCAUCCCACUCGGCAGUCCAGGGUACAA
Molecule: messenger RNA, 724 nt
Organism: Trichoderma harzianum CBS 226.95
Lineage: Eukaryota; Fungi; Ascomycota; Sordariomycetes; Hypocreales; Hypocreaceae
Exons: 1
Coding region: 134-586 (150 amino acids)
Source: RefSeq, a predicted model, not a curated record